This is a messenger RNA of Guyanagaster necrorhizus, 261 nucleotides long. RefSeq lists its product as uncharacterized. Bases 1 to 261 code for a protein of 86 amino acids. The record is from RefSeq and is a predicted model, not a curated record. The transcript is spliced from 2 exons. Lineage: Eukaryota; Fungi; Basidiomycota; Agaricomycetes; Agaricales; Physalacriaceae.
AUGAAGAUGAAACGCUACCCUCUCCCGAGAGGAUCUGUGCGGGGUUCAUUAAACUCCCCUCGGGCAGAUCACCUUCGCAAAAUGCGACUGACCUGCAUAGCAGCAUUUAUUACAUCCCUCUAUUACAUCACAGUCUCCGCCAAUGGGAGGGAGGGAGGUCCCGUUUCGGCCACAUGGCUCGCCUCUGACAUCGACAGGCGACACUACGUCCAGUGCGACUGGCUUUCCCAGAGAACAAGUUUCCGUGACAACAUCAACUAA